Molecule: messenger RNA, 610 nt
Organism: Ambispora leptoticha
Lineage: Eukaryota; Fungi; Glomeromycota; Glomeromycetes; Archaeosporales; Ambisporaceae
Source: the annotation of a GenBank genome assembly
AUGAAUAAUGUUGCUGAAGCCUUGCUUAUGACAAGGAAAUAUAUCGAUCAAAAUCCGAAUAUUUUGAGUGGGCACAGGCUUCUAUUUGAGAUUUUGUAUAAUUACAAACAUGACGAAGAAAUAGAAUGGGUCAAUGCAGGAAAAAUUUAUCAUCGUAUGGAUCCUUCUUCUCCUGAACAAUUAGUGCUUAGACCAUUGUGUAAAUAUUACAAAAAGCUUAUUAGAAAGGCCGAGAAAAAAAUUAACAAGAAGAGAGAAAAGAAUGCGAUUAUAUUUGAUGCUCAUCAAAAUAUCGCCGAAUUAAUGUUGCAACGUAUAGAGUAUGGAGAUGAUAGUUUAUCUACUAUUUCGGAGGCACUCAAGAGACUUAUACUUUCAGAAAAACUAUCUCCAAACGCGCCUUCACGACUAUUCUCACCCGCCACCGCACGUGACACAUGGAUGACCGAGUUCUUUCGAUGUCUCGCGAUAAAACGCGUAAAUACGUCACUAAGACUAAAAAUCUAUAAAGCACUGUCCGUUUACAGUGGAUUCAAGAUAAUCGAUGGUUUUUUUGGGGCGUGGCUUAAUAGCUGGAAAGAUAAAGUUGCUAGUGGAGAGGAUCAAGCUU